Clupea harengus (Atlantic herring) is the source of this 1605-nucleotide messenger RNA. RefSeq names its product vesicle-associated membrane protein 3 (cellubrevin) (gene vamp3). The record is from RefSeq and is a predicted model, not a curated record. NCBI's taxonomy places the organism in Eukaryota, Metazoa, Chordata, Actinopteri, Clupeiformes, Clupeidae. Gene Ontology annotation, biological process: vesicle-mediated transport. Gene Ontology annotation, cellular component: membrane.
AUUGGCAACAUUACGGUCAGGAAAAGAAGGAGUAGCUACCAGUUAGCAAACGUCACUUUGCAAAGACUCAUACAGCUUUUACUGUUGUGCUGUUUAACUGGAGUUUUUUUCACCGCCCAACCGCGGCAGUACAACAUAAUCAUGUCAGCUCCAGCUCCAGCUCCAGAGGGAUAUGGCUCUUCAGGCGCUGCCGGCGGCACCCGCAAGCUCCAGCAGACACAGGCCCAGGUGGACGAGGUGGUGGGCAUCAUGCGAGUGAAUGUGGAUAAGGUCCUGGAGCGAGACCAGAAGCUGUCUGAACUGGAUGACCGAGCAGACGCCCUCCAGGCCGGGGCCGCUCAGUUUGAGACUAACGCUGCCAAGCUGAAGAGGAAGUUCUGGUGGAAGAACUGCAAGAUGUGGGCCAUUUUGAUAGCUGUGAUCGUCAUCAUACUGGUCAUCAUUAUCGUCUGGUCUCAGUCCUAAAAGACUGGAGAAAGAACCGCUUGACAGAACGCCACAGAGGACUCCGCUGCGGAGCCAAGUGUGACCAGAAUGACAGGGAGGUCAACAGUCCCCCAACUAAACUUUAAUAACCUGCUGAGUUUCCAAGGGUAUUUUGUAAACUAUCCUAAAUAGAUUUUUUUUUUUUUUUUCUCUAUGUAUCAUUUUAAUAAUUAUGAUAUGAAUGUUGCCAAGCAGGUGAAUAUUGCCUUUUUUCUCUCUUUGGUCUGUAUUGCUUAUUUAUAUACUGCUUUUGUAGUUUCACAUGGACACUCCUUUCACACGUGGGGUCUGCACAGGGCCCGGCCUGUUUAGGAGGUUUCAGAACAAUGAAGAGUGCCUUUGUGUUGGCCUCCAACAUGCCUUUUUUACCUACAGUAUCACAGCGGGAAGUUAGGUGGUUCAUUCAGAAUUGUGCUCAAGGACCAUAAACAAAACAAAAUGAUGUUUAAAGCCAAGGGAUGUCCAAGGGCUCCCCUCUUUUGCCUUAUUAAGUCCCCUAAAAGCCAAGUCCAACCUGGACGUGCCAUAACACACCACCAGUGCCUAUCAGGAGUCUGACUCCCAAUUACACACACAUUAUACUCAGCCUUAUCUAAUCACUUCAGCACACACACACACACACACACACACACAGAUACCUAACUCCCCACAUCACAUACUGUAGCGUCACUGCCAUGUAAAAAUCAGCCUUUCUGCAAAAGCCACCAGUGCCUGUGAUGGCCUUUCUGCCCCAAGAAUAAUGCCCUUCCACAUGGCCCACUGGCAGAUGCAGGGUUCUGCUGAAACAUCUGUUUGGUCUCCAGGUGUAGUGUAUCAGCAAUAACUUGACAUGUUAUUUUAAUUCAAAUUACUUGACAGUUUCACAUGUUCACACAGUGUGCUGUUUUUAGCCUUUGCUUAAUGAAGUAACUCAAUUUGCUGUGGUGCUGUGUGGAUUUUAAGAAUUGGCCGAAUUUCAGUGUACAUCUCAGCAUUUCAUUUCAUUUCUUUUGUACAUGCCUAUGUUCACCACCUUGGAAUGUGUGUAAAUUGUAAAGAAGUGCAAUUCUAUUAUAUAUCCUAAAAUCUCUCCUGGUGUUGCCAUUGUCAGCUAAAUAAAAUCAAAUUUAACGACUGCUA